AACAAAAAACCAUCACGAAGCCACGAAAAAAGAGCGUAGCGUCUUGAUAAACGCCGCUCUUCUUCUCUCGAGUUUUCUCGCCGUUCAUCGGAUUUCCUUGUUGCGAAAAUGAGAGAGUGCAUUUCGAUCCACAUCGGUCAGGCUGGUAUCCAGGUCGGAAACGCCUGCUGGGAGCUUUACUGUCUCGAGCAUGGCAUUCAGCCGGAUGGCCAGAUGCCGAGUGACAAAACUGUCGGAGGAGGUGAUGAUGCUUUUAACACCUUCUUCAGUGAAACUGGUGCUGGGAAGCACGUUCCCCGUGCUGUUUUUGUAGAUCUGGAGCCCACUGUCAUUGACGAAGUCAGGACUGGAACUUACCGCCAGCUCUUCCACCCUGAGCAGCUAAUCAGCGGAAAGGAAGAUGCCGCCAACAACUUUGCCCGUGGCCACUACACCAUUGGCAAAGAGAUUGUUGAUCUUUGCUUGGACCGCAUCCGAAAGCUGGCUGACAACUGCACUGGUCUCCAAGGAUUCCUUGUGUUCAAUGCUGUUGGUGGUGGUACUGGAUCAGGUCUUGGGUCUCUCUUGCUCGAGCGUCUCUCUGUGGACUAUGGCAAGAAAUCCAAGCUUGGAUUCACUGUGUACCCCUCACCACAGGUUUCAACUUCUGUCGUUGAACCCUACAACAGUGUCCUCUCCACUCACUCUCUCCUCGAACACACCGAUGUGGCUGUUCUGCUUGAUAACGAGGCCAUCUAUGACAUCUGCAGACGUUCCCUUGACAUCGAGCGCCCAACCUACACCAACUUGAACCGCUUGGUCUCUCAGGUGAUCUCGUCCCUCACAGCCUCUCUGAGGUUUGAUGGAGCCUUGAACGUGGACGUGACCGAGUUCCAAACCAACCUCGUCCCAUACCCAAGAAUCCACUUCAUGCUUUCCUCAUAUGCCCCAGUCAUCUCAGCCGAGAAAGCCUACCACGAGCAGCUCUCAGUGGCAGAGAUCACCAACAGUGCGUUCGAGCCGUCAUCCAUGAUGGCCAAGUGUGACCCACGCCAUGGAAAAUACAUGGCAUGCUGCCUCAUGUACAGAGGAGAUGUCGUGCCCAAGGACGUGAACGCUGCGGUGGCGACCAUCAAGACAAAGCGAACCAUCCAGUUCGUUGACUGGUGCCCGACCGGGUUCAAGUGCGGAAUCAACUACCAGCCACCGACGGUCGUUCCGGGGGGUGACCUAGCCAAGGUGCAGAGGGCGGUGUGCAUGAUCUCCAAUUCCACAAGCGUGGCGGAGGUCUUCUCUCGAAUCGACCAUAAAUUCGACCUGAUGUACGCGAAGAGGGCAUUUGUACACUGGUACGUGGGUGAAGGAAUGGAGGAAGGUGAAUUUUCGGAGGCGCGUGAGGAUCUGGCCGCCCUCGAGAAGGAUUAUGAGGAAGUCGGUGCUGAGGGUGAUGAUGGUGAGGACGACGAGGGUGAGGAGUACUAAGAGAGAGCUUCUCUCUAAUAUGAAUUUCCCGAAUCUCUGUGUUUGUUUGUUGUGUGGUGUUUUUUUGUUGGUCGCAGCUACUCUUUGAUCUGCGUGUGUGUUGGCUUUGUUCCUCCUGUUCUUAAUAGACUUCUUCAAUGAUAUGACUGUGGUUUCUGCUUCUGUUACAUC
Tarenaya hassleriana is the source of this 1632-nucleotide messenger RNA. RefSeq names its product tubulin alpha chain. The record is from RefSeq and is a predicted model, not a curated record. Gene Ontology annotation, cellular component: cytoplasm; microtubule. Gene Ontology annotation, molecular function: structural constituent of cytoskeleton; GTP binding. The transcript is spliced from 4 exons. Lineage: Eukaryota; Viridiplantae; Streptophyta; Magnoliopsida; Brassicales; Cleomaceae. Bases 109 to 1461 code for a protein of 450 amino acids. Gene Ontology annotation, biological process: mitotic cell cycle; microtubule cytoskeleton organization.